AUUGAAGCUUUGCAUAUUCUACUACAAGAUGGCUCCUCUGUAUCGCUAUAGUUCGUAUCGAUGUAAAGUUGUAGACGACACUGCGUGAGCCAAAAGAGUAAACGCGGACUUGUCAAAUGAACGUGGAUGAACUGAGAGAGAAAGGAAAUGCCUGCGUCAAAGAGGGCAAUCAUGAGGAGGCCGUCUUGCAUUACAGCGCGGCGAUCCAGUCAGAUCCAACCAACCAUGCGCUUCACAGUAAUCGUUCCUUAGCAUUCUUGAAAAUACAGCAAUAUUUUUUGGCCUACAAAGAUGCUAAACGUACCAUAGAUUUAAAGCCAGAUUGGGCAAAAGGUUAUUUUAGAAAGGCUGAAGUGGAAAUGGCAACAUUCCAUUUUGAGAAAGCUCUGACUUCUUAUUCAAUGGCAUUCCGCCUACAAAAAGAAGACAGAUCUCUCAUUGAUUCUAUGAGGAAAGCAGGUAGAGAACUAAAAAAAGACCAGAGAGCUGACAAGCAAAUUCCCUGGGUUGGUGCUGGAAUUGGUAUAAUUGUUGGAGUUACCAUUGUACUGGCUGACUACUUAAUUGUUGACAAACCUGUUUUGGUGCACCCAAUUCUCAAAGUGCUAAUGACCAUUGCAAUUUCUUUCAUUGGUUUUGGAUUCUGUAAAUUGUACAGAUAUUAUGUUAAGAAUCAAAGAGAUUCUUUACUGCAGCCUCCCUUUGAUCUCUCUGGUGAAAAUGAUUCUCUUGAUAAUAAUAGUCAUGAAGAACCUAAUGGCAACGGCGGGGGCACCAAGAUGCCUGAAGGACGAGAUAAUCAGAAGAAAUUCACAAAAGCCCAGGCAAGACACCGGUAUCGAAAGGGCAAAUCAAACUGAUUUUUAAAGCUAAAAUUAUACUGCCCAUUGAUUUCUUAUUGCUGUUGCUUCACCCAUUUAACAAUUCCAAGUUUCUAUUUACUAACUGUUUACUAUGAUACUGACCCGUAUGUGGCGGAGGAUCAAGUUCAAGAUAGAUGGCAGCGCAAUCAUUCUAGCAGACAGAACAGUUGUAAAUACAAGGGAAGUUGAAUGACAUAA
Messenger RNA from Daphnia carinata, 1061 nucleotides. RefSeq lists its product as uncharacterized. The transcript is spliced from 6 exons. NCBI's taxonomy places the organism in Eukaryota, Metazoa, Arthropoda, Branchiopoda, Diplostraca, Daphniidae. Bases 117 to 860 code for a protein of 247 amino acids. Gene Ontology annotation, molecular function: Hsp90 protein binding. The record is from RefSeq and is a predicted model, not a curated record.